Molecule: messenger RNA, 621 nt
Organism: Hyaloperonospora brassicae
Lineage: Eukaryota; Oomycota; Peronosporomycetes; Peronosporales; Peronosporaceae
Source: the annotation of a GenBank genome assembly
AUGUCGACGUCUGCGGCCGACCGCGACGCCUCUGGCAGUAGCAGCAGCAGCGUCACCGACAGCGGCAGCGACGAGUCGACGCCGCCCCAGUCGCCCGCACCGCCCGGCGCUGCUUCGAAACGCGCUGCUGCACUGCCGUCCGCGUCGUCGUCGUCGCUGUCCCCUCCCCGUAACGUGCCCGCCCGUCGCCCGUCCGUCGCCCCUGUCGGUCGUCAAGCAGCGAUCCACGCGACGCCUACGGCCCCACGACGGAAACGGAAAGCUGCGUCGCCUCGUCAACGCGUCGAUGCGAGUGCGACGGCUGCGCUCGUGAAGCGAAGAAGGAGACCGGGCGAAGGCGCUCUCCGCGAGAUCCGACUGCUGCAGCGCUCGACGAAGCUGCUGCUGCGGAAGUUGCCGUUCGCACGUGUGGUGCGGGAGAUCCAGACGGAGUUCACAGGCGUCGGCUAUCGCUGGCAGGCCGAGGCUCUCUUGGCGCUGCAAGAAGCAGCGGAGACGUACCUCGUGCGCACGUUUGAAGACGCGAACUUGUGUGCUAUCCAUGGGAAGCGCGUGACGCUGCAGGUCAAGGACAUUCAGCUGUCUUUGCGGAUCCGCGGGAUUCGGCCCACGGCCUCGUAA